This is a messenger RNA of Colletotrichum spaethianum, 759 nucleotides long. RefSeq names its product 54S ribosomal protein L16, mitochondrial. Gene Ontology annotation, molecular function: rRNA binding; structural constituent of ribosome. The coding region runs from base 1 to 759 and encodes 252 amino acids. Gene Ontology annotation, cellular component: ribosome; mitochondrial large ribosomal subunit. The transcript is spliced from 3 exons. Gene Ontology annotation, biological process: mitochondrial translation. Lineage: Eukaryota; Fungi; Ascomycota; Sordariomycetes; Glomerellales; Glomerellaceae. The record is from RefSeq and is a predicted model, not a curated record.
AUGAGGCCCAACGCUCCUACGGCGCUGCUCAGCGCCUUUCAAGGCCUCAGAGUGUCUGCGAUACCAUCGUUCAGUCCUAUGGGCGCUGCGAUUCGACCCCAAUUCACCAAGCCGCUGGUCGCAUCCCAGACCCUUCGCGAUGUCCGCCCAUUCUCCUCGACGCCCGCGAGGCAAGGCAACUGGCUCGAACCCUCAAUCGACCGAACGAAGAAGAUGAUGAAGGGACGGCCCCGUGUGGCAACUGGAGGUUCAACCAAAGGCACAACUGUCAUCUGGGGCGAUUAUGGUCUUCGGAUGAAGGACCACCACCGCAGAAUCAGCGCCAAGCAGCUCAAGAACGCGGAGGACACGAUCAAGAUGAGGUUGCGUGGUCAAAAAUACCGAUUGUACAAGAGGGUGUGCUGCAAUGUCGGUGUCUACGUGUCGGGCAAUGAGAUGCGUAUGGGUAAGGGAAAGGGUUCUUUCGACCAUUGGGCGGCACGUGUGGCUGUCAACCAGAUCGUUUUCGAGAUCAGGGGAAUGCUUCACGAGGCAGUUGCUAAGGAUGCCUUUCGCCUGGCAGGCAACAAGUUGCCUGGCCAGUGGGAGUUCGUGCACAAGGGAGAAGCGCCUGUCGUCGGUAUUACCAAGCUUGACGGUGUCACGCUGGAGGACUUGAAGAGACCAAGGAAGCAGAUUGCGCCCAAGGACUUACUGGCUGAGGCCACAAGCAAGCCUACUAGCGCAUCAUCUACCACCCCACCAUCUGCUAAGCCAUGA